CAAUAUUAUUAUAUCUUCAAUCUCCACUUUCACCUUCGGACGGUUCGUUUCUCCUAAAAGACUUCGCCUCGUAAUCUCUCAGUUUGUCCGCCUUCCUCCGGUCCCGACCGCCCGACAUGUUCCGCUGUGGGAUCGCCUACCCUCGCUGCAGGUGGAUCCUGCCCCUGCUGCUGCUGUUCGCCGUCAUUUUCGACAUUAUCGCCGUGGCGGCCCAGUCCGGAUGGGUCGAGGACGAUGGUGCCAAGUCCCACUACGCCAGCAUGUGGGACGAGUGCCGGGGCAGGAACAACAACUGGGACUGCAGGACUCUCAUGGAGCUCCCUUGGGCCCAGGUUGUGGCUGCUCUGAUGAUCAUCGGCCUCAUCAUCCUCAUCCUCUGCUUCAUCCUCUCCAUCGUGGCUCUGUGUCGCGACACCGUCAACAUUGGUCUGCUUAAAGCCACAGGAGGACUGCUGGUUUUUGUUGCGAUCAUCCAGAUCAUCGCUCUCAUCAUCUACCCUGUCAACUUCAACGAGAGGAUCUUCGAGGGCCAGUACUACUACACUUGGGCCUACGGGUUCGGCUGGGGCGCCACCAUCCUCUGCCUCGGCUGCUCCAUCCUCUUCUGCUGUCUGCCACGAUACGAGGAUGAACUGAACGGAAUGGAGAAGAUUAAAUACUUCUACACUUCUUCCUAAAGACAGAGCCCCGCUCACUUCCAGUUAUUUCCACCAUUUUUUUUUUUUUACUCUGUUGGAUCUGAAAUGUUUUUGCCUUGCACCGUUUCACCAAAGAUCUACUGAGUCACACCUCAAACAUGUUUCAGCAAAGGAAAUAUCCCUCCCCUGCCAGCUCUAAUCCACUAAUCUGAUAUUUUUUUUAGAUUAGAUCAGCUUCUUUAAAACAGGUUUUUAUUAUUAGUGACACUAAAUAUUAGAAUGCAGUCUCACCUAAGUGCACUUAACCCUCACAGAUAAGCAAUCUGGACUCUAGAUUUUGCAUAAGAUGCGUAAACGAAUGUUUUAUAUUCUCAUGUUAUUCUCAUGAACUUCCUCAGCAUUCGUGUUGCUUUGUAAGAUUGUUGAGCGUAGACUCGGUUUAACAGCUCUGUUUGCACCUUUUUAUGGAUUUUCUGAAUCUUUUUGCAUCGAGAUUUUUUUUAAAAAUAUUACCAAUGAGGUAUAUCUUUGCAGGAUUUUAGUGAGUAUCGGUGUCGGGAUUUGAUUGAUGACAAAUGAGAAAAGGGUUUUUAUUUCUUCGCUCUGAUGCGUCAAACUUUGCCUUACUCAGAAACGCCCUUAAGUGCUAUUUCGUUCCCCAUGACCUUAUUCCAGUUUAAUAUAUUUUAAUUAUUUCAGGGGGCUACUUUUUCCAGGCAACACACUACUGAAUAUGAGCUGCCUUGUUUAAUGAUGUCAAAUCUGGUUGAAAUGGAACACAAUGUUGUAUUUUCUUUAGUUAUCUGUGUAUUUUUGUGUCAAACCUGGUACUUGUAAAUCUUAAUGUCUCUUAGAUGUUGCUGUUUUGAUGGAAAAACAAAAGACCAAAGUAUUUUUUUUAAAUAUAUAUACACAUAUAUAAUCACUCCACGGUGUGCCUUAACCUAUACUGUGUUGACCUAAUCCGAACUGGACGGUCUUGUUUUUAAUGCGGUCUUCCUCGUGUCACUUCCUGCUCAGACAUGUUUAUUAGAGAUUAAAUAAAGGAGUUCUGAAGAACUGUUAAUGGAGUCACCCAGCUGGGCCCUUUCUCAUGUAAGCUGGUAUUCAUUAAGAAGCGUUUUGUAAUUGGGGAUCAGUUUUCAACACCAGCUGUUUACUGUAUGUCGAUACGUUGCCGUAGUUGAGAGCGAUUUCUUCGGAAAGCGCCCUGCUGGUUUUAUUUUCUACUGCUCUGUGGAAUAGUUUUGGUUGUAAUAUGCAAUAAAGCCCUUUUAUGUUUUGAA
Molecule: messenger RNA, 1924 nt
Organism: Nematolebias whitei (Rio pearlfish)
Lineage: Eukaryota; Metazoa; Chordata; Actinopteri; Cyprinodontiformes; Rivulidae
Gene: perp
Product: p53 apoptosis effector related to pmp22
Exons: 3
Coding region: 117-677 (186 amino acids)
Biological process (GO): cell-cell adhesion
Cellular component (GO): membrane; cell-cell junction
Source: RefSeq, a predicted model, not a curated record